AUGGAGCCCAAUAUGUCUUUCUUCAGUUUACCCUUUGUGGACUCGGAAACUUCAGAUCUCGUGUUUAAUAAAAAGGUUGAUGAGUGUGAUUAUGAUUUUCAAAGUGAAUUGCCUUCACAAAGUGCUUUGUUGGGUACAGAUGAUGUACUAGCUCAAUUUUUGACAGCUGAUGGUCCUUUAGAAGAACCAGACUUAAAUGGACCAGCUACUUUGCAUUGUGAGAUAUGUCAUAAAAGAUUUGAUAAUGCAAAGAAGUACUAUGGACAUUUACGAGUACAUUCUAAGGAUAACCUUUGGAUUUGUGAUAAAUGCCCAAAUCAGAAAUUUUCUACGAAACAACAGCUGAUGAAGCAUAGCCUUACUCAUAAGCCACUUGCAAGAGUCUGGAAGUGUCCACAGUGUCCAAUGGCAUUUGAAUCAUUAUGGCGCCUUCAACAACAUGUUUUUGCCAAACACUUUGAUUAUAGGCCACACAAAUGUGAUCAAUGUGAAAAAUCAUUCCAGAAAUCUUCAGAUCUUAAAAAACAUAAAGAUUUACAUAAUAACACAAAACAACAUUGUUGUCCAUGUUGUGAAAGACAGUUUGGACAUAAAUCGAAUUUGAAGAGGCACAUGUUGACACAUACCAAUGAGAAACCUUUCAGUUGCACAAGUUGCAAUAGCAGGUUUACACAGAUAGCGUCACUAAAACGUCACCAAAAGAACUGUGCUCUAUAUAAGAAUCGUAACGAAAAUGAGGAUCAAACCAGAAAGAACUACUGUCGAGCCUGUGGAGAGUCGUUUCAAUACAAAAGUGCAUUAUUGGAACAUUGUGUUAGACAACAUAGCAACACUGGUGACAAUGAAGAACAAAAAUUACAAAUGAGCCAAACCAAUAUUGACACAAACAGAACUGAAGACAACAUCGUGGAUGAUAUCCUGUCAGCCGAAGAUGAUUACAUGACCAUGCCCACACAGCAAGCACUUCAACACUUCAACCCACCGACCCUACCAGAUACUAACACUUACGAUAACCUCAUGCAAAUAGAAUUUCUUAAAGAAAUGAACCAGCUUCACAUUUUAGAUGAAGAGGAGGAUCUGCUAUACAACGAUAUAGACUUCGACUCAUUCCACAGCAACCAUAUUAGUACCAGUGAUAUUGAUUAUAUGGGAGAUAAGCAUGGGAUACUAUUCGAUGACAUGUCAAAUAAAAGUGUAGAUCAAGAUAUAAUGAAUGCACUAUACCAAGUCAAAGCCGACCUACCUGAUGAGCUAUUGAAUGUGGAACCCCCUAAAGCAAUUGAAACACAAAACCCAGUAUCUGUUAACGAAUGCGCGACUAUAUUCGAAAGUGAUGUAGACUUAGAAGCGAGUACUAAUUUAGCGGCCAAUUUAAAUCAGUUGAUUGGCGAAAAUACAGUACAAUAUAUAUCUACUGAGGAUGACGAUAUGUUUAUAAUUAGAUUGAACAGUGAGAUUGAUGCAGAACAACUGACAGACAUGUUGAAUAUAGGUGUAGAGGUAGUUAAUACGAAUGCUGAUGAUAAACCGAGUAAGGAGGAAGAAAAUAAUGCUGUCAAUAAUGAUUCUAAUAAUGAAAGUAUGCCACCUCCAAUAGUUAUUAAAAUAGAAGAUAUAAGGGAUAGGCAAAUUGAGAAGAGUUUGGAAAAUACAGAGGUAAAAGAUAAAAUGCCUAAACAGAUCAAGAGUAAAUGUAAGAAGCAGGUACUCUAUGUGUGCACAACUUGUGAUAAGAUAUUUAAAAAAAAGGAUAAUUAUAAAUCUCAUAUAGCGACGCACAGCGCGGCGCUGCGCCGCCACGCGUGCCGGGAGUGCGGCGCGCGCUUCAGCUACCGCUCCACGCUGGUGAAGCACGCGCGCGCGCGGCACCCGCCCGCCGCGCCCGCGCGCCCCGCGCCCCCCGCGCACCGCUGCGCCGCGCGGCGCUGCGGGCGCGCCUUCCCCGCCGCUUGGAUGUUAAAAAACCACAUAGAGCGUGACCACGAGCGCCUCACGCCGCACGCGUGCGACGCGCCCGGGUGUUCCAGAAAGUUCUAUAAGAAAUGCGAUCUUGUAGUGCAUAAAAGGUACCACACGGGCGAGCGGCCGUUCGUGUGCGAGGUGUGCCAGUUCGCGUUCCUGCACGUGUCGCACCUGCGCCGUCACGCGCGGCUCGUGGACUGCGCGCGCAGGGUGCAACGACAGCAACGCAAACAAGAACAG
Molecule: messenger RNA, 2202 nt
Organism: Brenthis ino (lesser marbled fritillary)
Lineage: Eukaryota; Metazoa; Arthropoda; Insecta; Lepidoptera; Nymphalidae
Source: the annotation of a GenBank genome assembly